AUGCUUGACGAACGAGAGCUCGCCAUACAUCCUAUCGUCCAAGAGAGCGUGCAACAAAAUGCGCGAACCAUCGCCAACAUUCGCAACUUGACCGCGUCGCUCUUCGGCGUUGCCGCAGGCACACUCGGUCUGGAAUCAUACCCUGGCUUCAUCUUCUACCUCCUCGGAACACUCGUCGUCUCUGUCUUGAUACUCCUGCUCCGGGCGGAGGGAAAGCCGAAAGCAUACUUCUACAGCCCAGUGCAGAACCUUUUGCUGGGGGAAGUGUUUGGUGGGCUCAGUAGCUUCGUCCUUACGUGGACGUUGUUUUAUGGCUUGGUUAGGGCUUGA
Molecule: messenger RNA, 330 nt
Organism: Coniosporium apollinis CBS 100218
Lineage: Eukaryota; Fungi; Ascomycota; Dothideomycetes
Exons: 2
Coding region: 1-330 (109 amino acids)
Biological process (GO): autophagosome assembly; protein folding in endoplasmic reticulum
Cellular component (GO): endoplasmic reticulum; membrane; EMC complex
Source: RefSeq, a predicted model, not a curated record